AUGUCCUCGCUGCAGGCCCCUAGGCGAUCAGUCAUCCAGAGCAGGGCUGCCGCCGAGCCACCCCAACGCCCCUCCGGGAGCCAGCUGGCCCUUCCCAGCCCACAAAGCAGUGGGCAGCAGUCCACCUUCAGAGGACGCCCUUUCCAAGAGGCCACGAGCAGUCCCAAAGGCAUCCUCCACAGCAUUGCCACCGGCAAACCUUGGUACAGCCUGCCGGCCGGAGCGCCCACCACAAGCAGCGCACCCACCACAGGCAGCGCACCCACGAGGAAGGCCCAGGGCUCAGCCACCCGAGCCCACACCCAGGGGCACCAGAAGGCACGAGCCAAGAGGAAGCACCCGGAGUGCAGAGAGGCCGAGGCCCCGGGGCUCCAGCAACCACGUUUCAGCGAUGCGUGGAACAGUUACCCCCGAGAGCAGCCCUACCAGUGCCCAGAGUGUGGGCAGGCCUUCAUCCACAGCGCUGACCUCGCCACCCACUGGCAGAACCAUAGCCGCCAGCAUUCGGUCAUCCGCAACCUGGACCAGGGCGCCCAGAGCAACCAGGCCGCCAGGGAGCGUGGCCGCCCUGCCACUGAAGCCUUCGCCCACCACUCGGCUGCCCACCACUCGGCCGUGUCCAGCUGGGACCCACUCCGCAGCCAAUGGGCGCUCGGCAGCCCCGCUGUCCCGCAGGUGUCCAUCAACGAGCAGCUCGCAGAGGGCGCUGCCUACACUGGGUACGUGCUCGGAGACCAUCAGGAGGUCCACGGCCGUGACUACCUCCUGGACAACGGUGCCUGCGCCCCCUCGAGCAGCCAGACCCGCUCCUUCCGCGAGGCCCCACCAAGAGGCAACGGUGAAGCCUUCAGCAGCAGCGGCUACUUCUUGGAGCCCCCGAAGCAGCACCGGCAGGAGCCCACCUUCCCAGGCGGAAUGGCCAUGGCGGGCGGACCCGCCUUCCAGGGAGGGAUGUCCACCGGGGCGACUGCUGGCCUGGGUCCCGACCCCCAGCCCAAGAGAUGGUGCGUCGGCCCGACAGACAGAGUGUCCCCCGCACCCCACUGCAGGGUGUGCGGCCAGGAUUUCAUGCACGAAGAGGCCCUGAGCGCGCACUUGGAGGUCCACACCACCGAGGGCUGCGCGCUGGCCGCCCUGGGCCUGGCCCUCACGCAGCUGCAGCACAGCCAGUCGUCCGAGGAGUGCAGUGUCCAGUGCCCGCCCUGCGCCCCGUGCGCCCCUUGCAUCCCUUGCGCCCCCUGCAUCCCCUGCGCCCCGUGCGCCCCAUGUGCCCCGUGUGAUGAGGUCUUCCUCUGCGAGCCCGAGGUCCACGAUCAGGCCUGGGGCCAGGGCCGAGGCCGUGGCCACCUUCACAGUCGUGGCCGCGGUCGCAGUCGCGGUCGCGGUCGUGGUCGCGGUGCACCGCCACCCUACGCCUACGGGGGUGCCUUCAUGCACAACGCCUUCCCCCGGCCAGGGCCGCACUCCCGCUUCUUCGAGUGCUCGGACUGCGGCCAGUCCUUCGGCCACAGCAGCGCCCUGCUCACACACCAGCAGCUGCACCGCGAGCAGGCCGCCGGGGUCAGCGGAGCGCCCACCGCCCCGGCCACGCUGUGGUUCCCCGGCCCCUGCGUGCAGCCCACUGCCAUCCCCGCAGCCGCAGCCGCAGCCGCAGCCGCAGCCGCAGCCGCUGCCCCGGAAGCACAGGCCGCCCCACCGGAAGCACGGGCCGACCCGCCGGAAGUGCACCUCGGAGGGCGGGAGGAAGAGGUCGUCGAGCCGGAAGUGCAGGUGGAAGGGCGGGAGGAAGUGGUGGUGGACUUGCACAUGGAGGCGGAGGACGCGGAGCCGGACAGCGCGGGCCUGGAAGAGCCAGACAGCAGCGUGGGGGACCCCGAUGAGGCCGACGAGCCGGACAGCACGGGCCUCGAGGACUCCGAGGAGGAGGAGGAGGAGGAGGAGGAAGAGAGGCCGAUCCCUGCCAGGAUGCACUUCGGCGAGGAUGUCGGUGACAGCCUGGUGUCCAGCGCCACCCAUCCCCGCGUGAUCGUCAUGGAGGUGCCCAGUGUCCCGGCAGUGUGGCCCGCGGAGCACCUGGCCUCUAGUGCGGCUGCCACCAUUGCCGUCGCUGACAGCAGUGUCGGCCCUGCAGAGGGGCUCUUCCCGUGUCUCUUCUGUCCACUGAUCUUCGCUGACCCCCUGGACCUCAUCCUGCACCAGGGCGAUCACAACCUCUGA
Elephantulus edwardii (Cape elephant shrew) is the source of this 2217-nucleotide messenger RNA. RefSeq names its product paternally expressed 3 (gene PEG3). Gene Ontology annotation, cellular component: chromosome. The record is from RefSeq and is a predicted model, not a curated record. Gene Ontology annotation, biological process: regulation of transcription by RNA polymerase II. The transcript has a single exon. Bases 1 to 2217 code for a protein of 738 amino acids. Gene Ontology annotation, molecular function: chromatin insulator sequence binding. NCBI's taxonomy places the organism in Eukaryota, Metazoa, Chordata, Mammalia, Macroscelidea, Macroscelididae.